This is a messenger RNA of Hermetia illucens (black soldier fly), 1421 nucleotides long. RefSeq names its product magnesium transporter NIPA2 (gene spict). The coding region runs from base 149 to 1216 and encodes 355 amino acids. Gene Ontology annotation, molecular function: magnesium ion transmembrane transporter activity. The record is from RefSeq and is a predicted model, not a curated record. Gene Ontology annotation, biological process: magnesium ion transport. The transcript is spliced from 2 exons. NCBI's taxonomy places the organism in Eukaryota, Metazoa, Arthropoda, Insecta, Diptera, Stratiomyidae. Gene Ontology annotation, cellular component: membrane.
AAAUAUUAGUCAGCCCCAUCGUCCCAAUUGUCACUUGAGGUUCAAAUGUCAGCGGGGCGAUGCAUCAUUUGGCCCAGGGAAUAAUAUUUAGCAUUAAUCUCACGCGAAAUUUAAGUUAAUACAUCGAAUACAAGUUUGUGCUCUUACGAUGGGUUCCACAACAGAAAUAUCUCUAUCGCAGCAGCUGACGCAGCGUGAAUUCUACAUUGGACUCGGGCUGGCGGUGUCCUCGAGCCUGUUUAUUGGGUCGAGUUUCAUUAUAAAGAAAGUGGCCCUGAUCAGGCUGAGUAGGAUUGGCGAGGUUCGAGCUGGAGCUGGCGGCUAUGGAUAUUUGAAGGAGUGGAUCUGGUGGGCAGGAUUACUCACGAUGGGAAUUGGCGAAGCAGCAAAUUUCGCCGCCUACGCCUUUGCGCCAGCCUCGCUAGUAACACCGCUUGGAGCCCUCAGUGUAAUCAUUUCCGCAAUAAUGGCAUCUAAAUUUCUGAAAGAGAGACUGAACCUACUUGGAAAGUUGGGCUGCUUGCUGUGCAUUCUUGGGUCAACGGUGAUAGUUUUACAUUCCCCGAAGGAAGCGGAAGUCGAAGACUUGAACGUUUUAGUUGAAAAGUUUCAAGACUCUUCCUUCGUCACAUAUCUUAUGGUGAUAGUUUCAGUGUCCGCUUUUAUUGCCUUCUAUGUCGGACCCAGGUAUGGCCACGUGAAUGUGAUAGUCUAUAUAACGCUCUGCUCAGCAAUCGGGAGCUUGACGGUGAUGUUCUGUAAGGCCUUGGGGCUCACCAUUCGAGACACAUUAUCGGGCAGGUCCAACGAUUUCUCGACCUGGCUACCUUGGCUGCUGAUAAUGGCCACGGCCGUUUGCAUCGCUAUUCAGAUGAACUACUUGAACAAAGCUUUGGAUAUUUUCAAUACCAGCAUUGUCACGCCUGUCUAUUAUGUAAUGUUCACAACCCUUGUCAUCAUGGCUUCUGCUAUUUUGUUCAAGGAAUGGCGAAAUAUGGAGGCGCAGGAUGUCGUUGGCGACCUAUGUGGGUUUUUCAUAGUAGUCAUAGCCGUUUUCCUCUUGAAUGCAUUCAAGGACCUGGAUAUAUCCAUUAAUGACGUACGGGGUAUUAUGCGGUCGCGAUACCAACGGACAUACAUGGAAGAUCCGCUAAUUCGUCAAUGCCCGCGUGAUGGCUAUUCGUAUGGCUCAAACGAGUUGCUGAGAAAGGCGUGACUAAAAUACCAGCAGUGACUGAUUCCACGUAUAUUUAUAAGACUUAUGGUUCUUUUGUAGUUUUAUGAUGAAGAACUCAUUUUAGUAGUGCAUUAAGAUGUAAGGAAAAAGUGCCGAACUGGUACACCGAAUGGAGUACUUUUUUGUUAUUUCAUAUUUAUUAUUUCGCCUUUUGUUGAGGCUUUAAUAAAAUAUUUUCAUGGAA